AUGUCGCCACCAACACAGACUCCCCAAGCAACACCAGAGCUAAACGUGAUUGCCUUGAUAUCAGGCGGCAAAGACUCGCUCUACUCCAUCCUACACUGCAUCAGGAACGGACACAAGGUCGUCGCUCUAGCGAAUCUGUACCCAUCUACAUCCAGACAGGCGCCCAGUACCGCCGCCAAAGGUAAUCAUGAACAUCCCAAGGAGGAGAAAGAAGACGAAGGAGGAGAAGAAGAAGAAGACAUCGACAGCUUCAUGUACCAAACCAUCGGACACAGCGUGAUCCCGCUCUACGAAGCCGCCCUGGGCAUCCCGCUCUACCGGGCCCCAUCAUCGGCGACGCGGUCGAUACAUCCCUCUUCGACCGAGGAAAACAAGCAGCACCUGCAGGACGAGACGGAGUCGCUUGUUCCCCUCCUGCGACGGAUACAGGCGGCUCAUCCCGAAGCGAACGCCGUCUCGGCCGGUGCCAUCUUGUCCACGUACCAGCGGACGAGGAUCGAGAAUGUCGCGUCGAGACUGGGGCUCGUGCCGCUUGCUUGGCUGUGGCAGUAUCCCGUUCUGCCUGCCCCUGCGGAGCGGAGCACGGUCUCGGCGGUGUCGUCUGUGGUGGGCGAUGCGGGUUACUGGAGGAUAUGGCUGCUUGCGGGUGUGAGGCGCGGAUCAUCAAGGCGUAUUGUGAAUGGGAUGAGGCGGUUUGCUGCGCCGGAGGAUCUGCGGGGCGCAGUGCUGGGGGAGGGUGGGGAGUAUGAGAGUUUGGCGCUCGAUGGGCCCGGGUUUCUUUGGAGAUCGAGGAUUGAGGUUUGCGAGACGGAGGUGCGGACGGGUGAGGGUGGCGUUGGGUAUGUGAGGUUGAAAGGGGCGAGAUGCGUGCCUAAGACGGCUGCGGAGGGAGAUGGGAUCACGCCGCAGUCAGUGAGACGGCCGAUGCUGCUGGAUGAGGCGUUUGCUCGAGUUCUGGAUGAGGUGCGGUCGGUUUCAGGGAGCUACGGAGGUGAAGCGCAGGCUGGAUCCAUCAGCGCUGGACGUAUCGAGUGCGAGCCUCGCCAAUUGAGGAACGGCGGGAUAUGGCACAUCUGCAACAUCACAGCGCCCGAGGCAGGCACCGAGGCCGCUGAACAGAUGAAAGCCAUUGCCGGGAAGAUCAGGACGAUACUGCAGUCUUCCACUGACCUACCCCGGUCGACGGAGGAUAUUAUCUUCGCUACAGUGCUGCUCCGUUCCAUGGCCGAUUUUGCAUCGAUGAACAACACUUACGUCUCGCUUUUCAAGAAACCUAACCCCCGGCAAGAGCCACAGUGGCCUGCGGAGAUGAGCUCCCUGAAGGCAGAUUCCCGGCAAGGCCUUCAUGUUCAGUCUCGUUCGUACUGGGCACCGGCCAACAUUGGGCCGUAUUCGCAAGCCAUGUCUAUUCCUCUGCGAGGAGCCGAGCGUAUAGUAUACAUUGCUGGACAGAUCCCUCUAGAGCCGGCCUCUAUGCAAAUGGUCUGUGACAGCGCACCUACGGUGGAACAAUCUUGGCUUUCGGGCUACUCUCUACGGGCGGUGUUGUCUCUUCAGCAUAUGUGGAGGAUCGGUGCAGCCAUGCAGGUCGACUGGUGGCUUGGAGCAGUUGCAUUUAUAACAGGUGCAGAAAACAUCGCUGCUAAGGCUCGAGUAGCCUGGCACAUCUGGGAGACCAUGAACAGCCAACGCGACGAUGAAUCGGUCGACGAAGAAGAGUCUACGUUCGAUGUGUGGGACAUCAAAUACGGACGCAGGGCAGAGGAGCAAACCACCAAGGCGAGGGUCUCGGCCCCGAUACCGAACUUCGAAGUGCUGCGAUCGAGCGGAGUAAUUCCUCCCUUCCUAGCCGUCCAGGUCGAAGAACUACCUCGCGCCAGUGAUAUUGAAUGGCAAGGUCUGGGCUACCACUGCGAUGGACUGGAAUUGAACGCAGAAGAAAUAGAUCAAGGACGCACCACCAAGACAAUCACAGAACAGAAAGCGGGCUACACUAUUAUCGAAAUCGACAUGGAGAAGUCAGAAAGCGAUCUGAAGUCAUCAUUGCAGCAAAUUCUAGCCGCCCACACGGUAACCCCGGCCUUAACGCACGCAGUGAUCUAUACCACAGGGGCGUUCCCCCUGGAUAACUGGCCAGGGGAAGUCGUCCCCUGCAAGUCGGUUUGGGGUCACAGGGGAAGCAGGCUGGCAGCUGGUAUUAUUUUCCAGAGCCUUGAGCCAUAG
Aspergillus novofumigatus IBT 16806 is the source of this 2223-nucleotide messenger RNA. RefSeq names its product diphthine--ammonia ligase family protein. NCBI's taxonomy places the organism in Eukaryota, Fungi, Ascomycota, Eurotiomycetes, Eurotiales, Aspergillaceae. Bases 1 to 2223 code for a protein of 740 amino acids. The record is from RefSeq and is a predicted model, not a curated record. Gene Ontology annotation, molecular function: diphthine-ammonia ligase activity. Gene Ontology annotation, biological process: protein histidyl modification to diphthamide. The transcript has 4 exons.